Molecule: messenger RNA, 333 nt
Organism: Cryptomeria japonica (Japanese cedar)
Lineage: Eukaryota; Viridiplantae; Streptophyta; Pinopsida; Cupressales; Cupressaceae
Product: pentatricopeptide repeat-containing protein At1g31430-like
Exons: 1
Coding region: 1-333 (110 amino acids)
Biological process (GO): RNA modification
Molecular function (GO): protein binding; RNA binding
Source: RefSeq, a predicted model, not a curated record
AUGUAUGCCAAAAGUGGAAGCGUAGACACAGCACAUGAUCUGUUUGAGAAAAUGCCUCAAACAAAUGUGGUCACUUGGAAUGCUAUGAUUGAAGGAUAUGUACUCCAUAGAUUUGUUGAAAUGGCUUUAGAAACUUUCAUGGAAAUGCAAUUGGCAGAUGUAGAGCGAAAUUCCACAAUCUUUCCAAGCAUCCUCCAUGCUUUUGCCAAAAAGGGAGCCUUGAAACAAGGCAUGAACAUCUAUCAAAGCACAAAGGAUUGUAGAAUUUCGUCAGAUGAUGUAGUUGCAACUGCCCUGGUUGACAUGUAUGCCAAAAUGGGAGUUCGACAAUAG